AUGGGCAAAUCUUUGAGAGCCAGUCGUAUCAAGUCGAACAAGUCCAAACUUGCGGCUACUGUUUUCGGCCCUGUGGAGGAUGCGCGCACAGCUAGACUUUCGGCGAAACUCCUUGCGCUCGCGAACUCUGGAAAAGAACCUAUUCGUGGGCCUGGAGAUAUGGAAGUUGAGGUCGAAACAAAAGAGCCAGAGAAGCCCGACGAACCUGCGCAAAAAGAAGGUGCCAUGGAAGUCGAUGGCGAAAAACCCACAGAGCCAUCAAAGAAAAAGAUCAACGCGAGCAGAAUUCGCCGACGUGGACGUCAAUCGAGACAUGCUGUUGUAUUCCCAGGCGUCCAGAAAGGAGGCAAAGGUGGGAUCAGGUCAGGCGUUGGCCGAAGAUCCAAGAGGACUUAG
Molecule: messenger RNA, 396 nt
Organism: Morchella importuna
Lineage: Eukaryota; Fungi; Ascomycota; Pezizomycetes; Pezizales; Morchellaceae
Exons: 4
Coding region: 1-396 (131 amino acids)
Cellular component (GO): preribosome, large subunit precursor
Source: RefSeq, a predicted model, not a curated record